AUGGAUGUGCACCACGUGAUGCGGUUAGCAGACGACAUUCUGCAUGACCCACUUCGCUCCAAGCUCAAAGGACUCUUCACCGGGGUUUCGGAAACCACGUUCCUGCCUCGGUCUGGUGAGAGACACGUUUGUGCCGGUGACAUUGUCCAAUCUGGUGAUAGCUGGCUUGACAUUGCAGCCCUUCAGUUCAUCCCAGGAACUGGAUUUGCAUGCUGCCAUGACGCGGACCACAUCAUCAAAGUACACUUGGAAAGCCCCGCCAAGAGGUCCAUCAGGCUUUCGGUUGGCGUGCAAGUCCUUUGUGCAGGAGUUUUGACCCGUCAAUGCCCUGGAAAAGAAAUUUGGCUGGAAGAUGCAACGAUAUCAUUCCGACCGGAAUUUGUCAAAGAAAUGGAAUGGACCACGCUCCAUCUAUAUGCUGGUGCAUUCUCGGGCUGGAGCCAAGCUAUGCAUUGGCUUCAUGAUACCCAGGAAUUUGUGCUCAAUGGCCAGGAGAUCUUCAUCGAUGUUGAUGACAUGGUUAUGCAAGUAUGGUCAUUGAAAAACCACGCUGCAGUUCUCUCCACCCCGAUUGCCUUUGAUGUCGCUUGGGGAGCCAUCAUUGGCCAAUCCUGCUUCCAAGGACCGUUGGACUUGAUCAACCAAAUUGCACUCGUCAAUGUUGAAGCCAAAGCUAAUAUGCAGUUCCCAAUCCAGACACUUGCUGGACUUGCAAGGGAUUGGGACAUUUUCGUAGGACAUUGUAAGCUUGGGAUCUGUCAUCUCGAUGUGAUUGCUUCCGCACCUGCCACUGAGGUCAUUGAGAUUUCACCUACGCUACCCUUCGAACCAGAGGACCAAGUGGCAGCUUGCCUUGAGGACGGGCCCGAGUGGCUCUCCUUUGUCAACAGUGAUUUCUUCCGAGUGGUGCAGGCUGUCAUCGAAACACUGCAAGAUGACAACACCACCAGGAGGACCUCCAUCACGAUUAUUCAGCAAGCAUCCAAUCAGUGGACCUCUGUCAAGUGUUCAGGGUGUGAUGCUCAGCAUUGUAUUGAAAAGUGUUCGGCGAUCCAGGACUACCACACAUCUGUACUGGCUCAUGGGAGAGGCACUAUUAUUGCUUUGCUGCAACAUGAACAGUUGGCAAACCGGAUGCCUCUCAUUGUUGUCGACAUUGAUCAAGAUCCUCCGCUUGCGACUAUCAUCCAGGUCAAGCAAUCUGCCACAGUUGAUUGUCCUGUCUGGGUUGAUGAAGAAGAGAAGUUUAUCCAGUCGGUGAAUGGCCAGUCCACAUCUCAGCGCGCAGCUCUACAUGCAGGAGACUUCAUCUCGUGCCAUUCAAGGCCCAAAAUUUUUGCUGGUGGACACCAUGCGAACCUGACGAAUCCUCCAUCAUUGCCUGCUGGCUCCACGUUGACGGCAAGGUUGGAGUUCAUGUCCAACACGCAUGGAUGGAUGGCCUCCGAUGAGAUGUACUUUUACACACAAGAUUUAAUGUGGAUGCAACAGGAGGCUGAGCAAAGUCCUCACAAUGAUAGGGCCGAUGCGGCCGAUGCAGCUGAUACGAAGGCAGUCAGCGCACAGAGCACUUGGACAAAGCCCCAAGCUCCUCAUGCAGAGCCUCAAGUGCCCGAAGUGGGCUUUCAGAAAUUCAUGGAUGCAAGCCGCCGGAGGACUCUGAGCAGAUCAAAUGCAGAUGCAAAGAAUGCAGAUGGGGGCUGUCUCACGAGGACCUGGAUUGAGAUGGCGGAAGCUCGCCGAACUCUGGGCCAAGCAGAGCAGUCUGAUUCUGAUUCGAGGCCUGGGGUGUCACACGGCCUUUGCACUCCUGAGAAGGUUGCCUGGGAAGCGAUGAAACGUGCCUUGGAGUCAUCCCCGUCUCCCAGGAAGUGCCGGAAGAUGGAUCGAGAGAGUGUCGGCAGCUCAAGAAGCACAACAGAUACCGAGGCAUCAAGCUCUGUGGAGAAGCCGAAUUCGCGAGCUCGCGCGGAGCCGCAUCCAGAGCCAAGCCCAGCCAGACAGGCCGCAAGCUGCCCUCAGGACGGGCACGUGAAGCAGAUGUCAGAAACUGUGAAGGAGCUCAAGGCACUGCUGCGGCAGCACAGCAUUGACUUCAGCCACUGUGUUGAGAAAUCAGAACUCCAGGAGCUGUGGCGGAGCUUCUCCAGCUUGCAAAGGCCUUCGGACAGAGCGAGGCCACGGCUUUCGCCUAGUGCGCAGCCAGCCUCCCAACAAGUGCAGGAGCAGCCGAGAGUGCCUGCCAGAACUGAGGCAGAGAGCAGCCGUGAUCGUGAGGCACAGGAGGAGGUGCUUCGCAUCUUGCCAUUACGACGCGAGGCCUUCCCUUCAGCUACGCUCUGGGCCUUUGCUGUGCUGGGUGCUUCGCAUGACAGCGGCUCGGUGCAGCGCAGCUACCGGAGCCUUAUGCGGAAGCUGCACCCAGACAAGGUGAAAAUCACCGAGGGUGUGGAGAAGACCACCGCCCUCAUCCGUGAAGCCAAGGAUCUUUGCGAGCGAAGCUUGUCUAAUCUGGUCGUUCCUGGGCCUCCUCAGUCUCUCAGGUACGAGGUGCUGGGAUAUGAAAUGGGCCGCCGCCGAUACAGACUUUGUUGGCAACCGCCAGAACGGAAUAUGGCAGCGCCAGUCUCGAGAUACCUCGUUGCUGCUCUAGAUCCGGCGUACGGGAAAGCUUUGACUAUCACAGUGUUGGAACCAGAUUACAACGAGGAGUUGAAACGCUUCGUUUCAGUGGAAGAACUCAACAGCUUUGUUCUUGCUGAAGAGGACUUGCAGAAGAUGCCAAGCCUGUGGAAGCAGCCAACGGCGAUGGUGCAGGUUUGUGCAGCAAAUGACGCUGGCCAAUCUUCCUGGUCCAAGCUGGAGAUCUACAUUGCUGGGGCAAAGCCUUCGGUGGUUCGGAUACCCUCGAGUCCCGGCACUGACUCAGAGGCCAGUUCAUCAUUGGCCAGCUCGCCCGGAAAACACUUCAGCCAAGACUCCUUCAACAGAGAGAUCCAGAGGCGCUCCGGCCAAGACCUACAGCAGUGGCUGCAAAAGCAGCUCAAGGCUCACCUGGCAACAUGGCUUCGAGAGCAGUAUAUGCCGACCUCGGGCAAUAAGAAGGAGCUCGUUGAACGGGUCCUGGAUGUGAUGGGUUUGGCAGCGCAGUAA
Molecule: messenger RNA, 3153 nt
Organism: Durusdinium trenchii
Lineage: Eukaryota; Dinophyceae; Suessiales; Symbiodiniaceae
Source: the annotation of a GenBank genome assembly